Molecule: messenger RNA, 4314 nt
Organism: Archocentrus centrarchus (flier cichlid)
Lineage: Eukaryota; Metazoa; Chordata; Actinopteri; Cichliformes; Cichlidae
Gene: hm13
Product: histocompatibility (minor) 13
Exons: 12
Coding region: 179-1366 (395 amino acids)
Biological process (GO): membrane protein proteolysis
Cellular component (GO): lumenal side of endoplasmic reticulum membrane; membrane; cytoplasmic side of endoplasmic reticulum membrane
Molecular function (GO): aspartic endopeptidase activity, intramembrane cleaving
Source: RefSeq, a predicted model, not a curated record
GCCCUCCUCUUCCUGCCUCAUCUCCGCUCUCUGCUUUAGGAAACGUGGCCUUAUCCGGACUCCAGUAGCACCGCGGUAGAUGAAUGACAAACUCACCGCUUCAGCUUCUACCUCUAUCUGUCUAUCACUUAACGCCACAGCUUUGGCAGUUCCCCGAAAGCUCUCCGUGUGAAGAACCAUGUCUGAGGCUGACCAAGCUCCGGCCUCGGCUCCGGAGGCCGCUGCCUCCGCAGUCCUGGACGCCCUGAACGCCACGGACUCCAACGGGACCGAGGCGCUCAACGCUACGGCGAAAUUUGUCGCCACCCCGGAGGGUACGGCUCUGGCGUACGGCAGCCUGGUCUUCAUGGCGCUCCUGCCCAUUUUCUUCGGAGCCCUGCGAUCUGUCAGCUGCUCUAAAUCAAAGGAGCUUGGAGAAAAUGAUUACGAUUCUGGGUUCAGAAAUGCAGCUGACAUGCCGGAGACCAUCACCAGUCGGGACGCAGCGAGGUUUCCCAUCAUCGCCAGCUGCACUCUGUUUGGGCUCUACCUCUUCUUCAAGGUAUUUUCUCAAGAGUACAUCAACCUGCUGCUCUCCGUCUACUUCUUCGUCCUGGGCGUCCUGGCUCUGUCUCACACUAUGAGUCCUCUGAUGUCCAGAAUCUUCCCAGCUUCAUUCCCAAACAAACAGUACCAGCUGCUCUUCACUCAGGGCUCCGGAGAGUCCAAAGAAGAAAUAGUCAAUUAUGAAUUUGACACCAAGAACCUGGUGUGUCUGCUCAUCAGCAGUGUGGUGGGAGUCUGGUACCUGCUCAAAAAGCACUGGAUAGCCAAUAACCUGUUUGGAUUGGCGUUUGCCCUGAACGGAGUGGAGCUGCUCCACCUGAACAACGUCAGUACCGGCUGCAUCCUGCUGGGGGGGCUGUUCAUCUACGACGUGUUCUGGGUGUUUGGGACCAACGUCAUGGUGACGGUUGCCAAGUCAUUUGAAGCACCAAUCAAAUUGGUGUUUCCACAGGACUUGUUGGAGAAAGGCCUUGGGGCCAGUAACUUUGCCAUGCUGGGACUGGGAGAUAUUGUCAUCCCAGGUAUCUUCAUCGCCCUGCUGCUGCGCUUCGAUGUCAGCUUAAAGAAGAACAGCAGGACGUAUUUCUACUCCAGUUUCCUGGCCUACAUCUUCGGCCUGGGCCUCACCAUCUUCGUCAUGCAUACCUUCAAACACGCACAGCCCGCUCUGCUCUACCUGGUCCCCGCCUGCGUCGGCUUCCCCGUCAUCAUAGCGUUGUUCAAAGGAGAGCUCACAGAGAUGUUCAGGUAUGAGGAGUCAUCUUCUGAGGAGGCGGGGACUAAAGAGGAUGCAACAGAGUCAGAGAAGAAGGACCAGUAGUAUCCAUGUCGCCCCCCCACCCCCACCCUCCUUCCUCCUUCAAACACUUUUCAUCAGCGUGCAGCCACCACAUUUCACUGAAGCCCCGCCCCCUCCCGCCUCUCAGCCGGGAGAAACGGGGCUCCUGUUGCCAACACAUUUGUCUCUGAUAGGCGCGGGAGUGGCCACCACUGCUCCCCGUGGUCACGGCUGCUGGUUGUUUCAGACCCGAUGCCUACCACAAAUUUUCUCACACAGGACCACGAAGCAGCGUGUCGGGGGUCAUGUCCAAUCACACCGUGCAAAGUCAUCACCAGAUCUCGUCAUGUGUUUGCAGCUCGCCGCUCAGAUAGGCAGGAAACAGUUUGAAGGAGCGCUUGUUUUAGCCUUUAAACAGCCUCAAAAGUGAAAAAACGCUGCUGCCAUUUUGUUUUCUUGUUUUUUAAACUUGCUUCGUCUCUGAAACCCUCAAACAAAGAACCACAGAUCGUUAUGAGAACCAUCCCGAAUAUCCGAUCCUGUAUUACAGUGAGGAAUCCCGGGAAUCCUCCAGACGUGGUUGUUUGUUUCUGGGCGUCUCUGCUCGCCAGGCGCUGCUCACGCUGCCUUCUGCUCUGUCACAUCAGCAUCUUCUACUCAUUUCAGUUUUUUCUUGUGAAAGGCCAGAAUUUUAAGGGGGAAAACCCCAACAGUUUCUUUUUUUUUUUUUUUUUUUUAAAUGUGUAGCGUUACAUUCUCAUUGGUUAAAGCUGUAUUGUGUUUACACCCACUUGUCCUCAUGCCGACGGUACGUGUGAGUUCUCCUGUCUGUCCCGGCUGUUUGUCAGACAAUAAAUCUGAUUUCCAAUCAGGCCUGUGGUGCUGAUGUGGCUUCAAAUUAAAACCUGCAGCUGUCACAUCCACCAGUAGAGGGCCACAGAGCCAACACUUCAUUUUUACUCUGCUGAGAUUAUGAAGAGAGGAUAAAACAAACCGACUGCAAGUCAGUUAAACUUUGAGUAUUAUAAGUUUUAUGUAGGAGAAGUGUGCUUCCAUUAAAUUGAUUAUAUUUAAAUGUUCAUCGGCCUCCUAACUGAGGCUCCCGUUAACGAACAGGAUUAAAUAUUUGAUUUGGUUGAAAUUCCUCAGGAGAAUUAAUUUUGCUCCUGUAGACGAGUUAAUGUCAUAGAUAUGUCUAUAAAAGAUGGAUGUAGCCUCCUUCCAGCUGUUUAAUGUAUUAGAUUAUGAAACUCCUGCUCAGUUGAUCUCUGACCUUUGACCUUUCUGAAUAGUUUAUGGUGUCGAUCGCUGGCUUCAAUUUUUAUCAAAUACAAUGUGAUGUUGACUCCAAGUUAAAGGAUAAAGCAGGAUAUGUCUUACUGUAUGACUGAGCCGGUGAUUGCAUCAGAGCCACCCUCUGAUACCACAGGGGCUGUCCAUCUUUUAUAUACAGUCUGUGGUAAGCUUUGCAGCACAGAAGCAUCACAGGUACACUUUUUAAUUUGGGGCAGAAAAGUGGGGGAAAAAAAAUCAGUUAUUUAAUGUUUCAAGCCUUUUUUUUUUUUUUUUUUUUUUUUUUUUGUGGUAAUGCAGAAGCCGACAAUGAUGUGGAAACGGUUUCAAACCAAAAGCACAGUUUGCAUUUAUUUGUAUGAAAUAAAGGUGAAACACAAACUGAUUUUGGUACUUCAGUUCAUAGUGAUGAUAAUUAGGAAAGUUGGAGCUCCAGGUGUGACUGUGCAGUGCAGACACCCUUCCAGGUACAUGACGGUUAAAAACAGCUGUAGUUACAAACUAAAGGGACCAAACGCUUUCCCUAAACGUCGCUCCUUUCUGUCUCUUUCAGUUAAAGAGGGUCUGGCAUUUAAAUCAGCUGCACAGGUGAGCGUUCACCUGCCCGGGUAAAUGGAACUACCUGUAUUCUUGGUUUUCAGUCUUAAAGUUCUGGCCUGUGAGAAGCUUAAACAGGAGGCCUCAGGGCCCUCAGGGCAUCCUCACAUCUUAUUGGUGAAAAGACUGCAAGGGGAGGAGCUUCUUCAUCCAGUAAGCUGUGAGAAUGAGCCCAGGAGGCGAAACGUCAAAAGGUUUUUCACUAAAGCAUCCUCGAGCUGCGAUCUGAGCUGGGUUUGAAUUAACGAGAUGAAAUUCAUUAAUCGUAGAAAUCAUUUUCCAAGCAAAACCAUUUUUCUGCUUGUUUGAAUAAAACAGAAAUUUAUCAGCAAUUAAAACAGAUGAUCUCCAAAAACUCACACUGUUACUUUUCUUGGCAAUUUCUUUUUUUUUUGGCUUAAAAUAAAGCAUAGAAAUCAAUUUCAGAUCCAAUCAGGGAUCGUCUGACUGGCAAAUCCAGAAGGUCUCCAUCUUUACAGUGAAAAGUCAGGAUUUUGGUAUUGAAGUGGUGCCUCAUGAAUAACUCAUGACUCCGGUGCAGUUUUUAAACUCAGGAGAGAUGAAAUGAAAAAGGCCAAAAACGAUUCAGCAUUUCCAAAAUCUGCUGCUUGAAGCUACGUUUCCUGUACCGCAUCAUCUCCUCCAGCCGUUUCCACAAACAACCUGUUAGUGCCAUUUUAAAGUCAUUCAGAUUUUCAAAAUAAAGGUUCAAAUUCAGACUGAAAGCAGUGGUAAUUUAUUUUGUAGCUUUGCUCCCAAAAUCAUCUGCAGGUCAGGUCGUUCAGAUUUUGGAUGCUUGAGGGGAAAAAAAAAAAUGUAACUGGACAUAUUCAGCCUCACAUUAAUAUUCUCAAUGUUAUUGAUUGUUAUGGAUGCUUUAUUAAGAGAUGCACAGUUUUGUAUUGAUGUAAAAACAAAAUGCUCUAAUCAGCUCAGUGAAGUUCAGUAGCCCCUUAACUUUAAAUAUAAUGUACCUGAAAUGUUUUUUUCUCUUCCUCUCUGGUUGUAUUUGUGGUGGCGGCCGUUUUACGGCGCCUACUGUAUCUAUUUUAUUUGCAAUAAACUUUUUGGUGUUUUUAUCACCGUAUAGAGAAGCAUAA